Molecule: messenger RNA, 972 nt
Organism: Nerophis lumbriciformis (worm pipefish)
Lineage: Eukaryota; Metazoa; Chordata; Actinopteri; Syngnathiformes; Syngnathidae
Source: RefSeq, a predicted model, not a curated record
AUGACAUUUCCUCUCCCUAAACCUCAGACCCCACAGCUUCCUCAACAUCUUUUGCGGACCAUUGACUGUGAACAAGGACCUGUCAGAGCAGUGCGCUUCAACGUGGAUGGUCAGUAUCUGCUCACCUGCGGUGCAGACAAAUCUCUGAAACUGUGGAGCGGCAGCCGAGGGACGCUGCUCAAAACUUACACUGGCCACGGAUAUGAGGUGCUGGACGCUGACGGGUCAUUCGACAACAGUAACAUUUGCACGGGCAGUUCUGACAAGACCGUAAUCCUGUGGGAUGUGGCUACGGGUCAAGUGGCUCGCAAACUACGAGGACACGCGGCGAAAGUCAACUGUGUACAGUUUAACGAGGAGGCCACUGUCAUCUUGUCUGGCUCCUUGGAUGGGACGGUGCGCUGCUGGGACACCAGGUCACGCAACAAAGAGCCCAUCCAAAUUCUAGAUGAGGCCCGGGACAGCGUCAGUAGCUUGAAGGUUUCAAAACACGAGCUGCUUACUGGGUCCGUGGAUGGUCGAGUGAGACGUUACGACCUGAGGAUGGGUCAGCUUCACGUGGACUUCCUCAACAGUCCCAUCACAUGCGUAUGCUUCAGUCAGGAUGGGCAGUGCACGCUCAGCUCCAGUUUGGACUCCACAGUCAGACUACUCGAUAAGAGUACGGGAGAAAUGCUGGGAGAGUACACGGGACACAAGAUGAAGGGAUACAAGCUGGAAUGCUGUCUGUCCAGCAAAGACACUCACGUGCUCAGCUGCUCAGAGGACGGAAACGUCUACUUCUGGGACCUGGUGGAGGGUUGUUUGUCGUUGAAGCUUCCUGUGAGCAAAGCAGUGGUGCAGUCAUUGUCCUUCCACCCUACGCAGACGCGCCUCCUCACCGCCAGCGAGAGCCGCGUACAUGUUUGGUCGGCCGAGCCAGAAGAACCUGAACAAAACGACGACGACGCCGACAGCGCCAUCCCAACGUGA